Messenger RNA from Tupaia belangeri chinensis (Chinese tree shrew), 2132 nucleotides. RefSeq names its product proteasome 26S subunit, non-ATPase 3 (gene PSMD3). The transcript is spliced from 12 exons. Gene Ontology annotation, biological process: ubiquitin-dependent protein catabolic process; regulation of protein catabolic process. Lineage: Eukaryota; Metazoa; Chordata; Mammalia; Scandentia; Tupaiidae. Gene Ontology annotation, molecular function: enzyme regulator activity; protein binding. The coding region runs from base 172 to 1770 and encodes 532 amino acids. Gene Ontology annotation, cellular component: proteasome complex; proteasome regulatory particle, lid subcomplex. The record is from RefSeq and is a predicted model, not a curated record.
GCUUCCCAGAAGGCCCAGCGCCGACUAGGGGUUUGCUGCUGCUCCGUCAUCGUGCGGCCCGACGCGAUCCCGCGCUCGUGUGCAGGCCAGGCUCGGUUCCCGGUCCCGGGUGCGAGGGUUUACGCGAGGCCCCGGCCUCGGUUCCCGGAUUAGGCCGUGACUCCGGGCGCUAUGAAGCAGGACGGCUCGGCUCGGCGCCGCGGCACGGACAAGGCGAAGCAGCCGCCGGGCGGAGGGGAACAAGAACAACCACCGCCCCCAGCGCCCCAGGAUGUGGAGAUGAAAGAGGAGGCGGCGACGGGUGGCGUGUCAGCGGGAGAGAGCGACGGCAAGACGGCGACCGCUGAGCACUCUCAACGAGAGCUGGACACCGUCACCUUGGAGGACAUCAAGGAGCAUGUGAAGCAGCUAGAGAAGGCCGUUUCGGGCAAGGAGCCGAGAUUCGUGCUAAGGGCCCUCCGGAUGCUUCCCUCCACAUCCCGCCGCCUUAACCACUAUGUUCUGUAUAAGGCUGUGCACGGCUUCUUCACCUCAAAUAAUGCCACUCGGGACUUCCUGCUACCCUUCCUGGAAGAGCCCAUGGACACAGAAGCCGACUUACAGUUCCGUCCUCGCACAGGAAAAGCUGCUUCAGCACCCCUUCUGCCUGAAGUGGAAGCCUAUCUCCAACUCCUCAUGGUCAUCUUCCUGAUGAACAGCAAGCGCUACAAAGAGGCACAGAAAAUCUCAGAUGACCUAAUGCAGAAGAUAAGCACCCAGAACCGCCGGGCCCUAGACCUUGUGGCCGCAAAGUGUUACUAUUACCACGCCCGAGUCUAUGAGUUCCUGGACAAGCUGGAUGUGGUGCGCAGCUUCUUACAUGCUCGACUCCGGACAGCUACCCUUCGGCAUGACGCGGACGGGCAGGCCACCCUGCUAAACCUCCUGCUGCGGAAUUACCUACACUACAGCUUGUACGACCAGGCCGAGAAGCUGGUGUCCAAGUCGGUGUUCCCAGAGCAGGCCAACAACAACGAGUGGGCGAGGUACCUCUACUACACAGGGCGAAUCAAAGCCAUCCAGCUGGAGUACUCAGAGGCUCGGAGAACAAUGACCAAUGCCCUUCGCAAGGCCCCUCAGCACACAGCUGUCGGCUUCAAACAGACGGUGCACAAGCUUCUCAUCGUGGUGGAGCUGCUGCUGGGAGAGAUCCCGGACCGGCUGCAGUUCCGGCAGCCCUCCCUCAAGCGCUCGCUCAUGCCCUACUUCCUUCUGACCCAAGCUGUCAGGACAGGAAACCUAGCCAAGUUCAACCAGGUCCUGGAUCAGUUUGGGGAGAAGUUUCAAGCAGACGGAACCUACACCCUCAUCAUCCGGCUGCGACACAACGUGAUUAAGACAGGCGUACGCAUGAUCAGCCUCUCCUAUUCCCGAAUCUCCCUGGCUGACAUCGCCCAGAAACUGCAGCUGGACAGCCCGGAGGAUGCAGAGUUCAUCGUUGCCAAGGCCAUCCGGGAUGGCGUCAUUGAAGCCAGCAUCAACCAUGAGAAGGGGUACGUCCAGUCCAAAGAGAUGAUUGACAUCUAUUCCACCCGAGAGCCCCAGCUCGCCUUCCACCAGCGCAUCUCCUUCUGCCUGGAUAUCCACAACAUGUCCGUCAAGGCCAUGAGGUUCCCUCCGAAAUCCUACAACAAGGACCUGGAGUCCGCAGAGGAACGGCGGGAGCGGGAGCAGCAAGACUUGGAGUUUGCCAAGGAGAUGGCAGAAGAUGACGACGACAGCUUCCCCUGAGCUGGGGGCCUGGGGACGGGUUGGGUGAUGGGAACUGGCUCCUUCUCUCCCCCUGCCCAGGGACCUGGCCCCUUUUCCCACACACAGCUCACUGGCUGCACAUGUGCAGGGGGGGGGGUCCUGGCAGCUGGCCAUCCCCACCUCAACCCAGGGCCCCUCCCCAGCCGGUGAGUUAGCACUCUGCGGGCAGGAGGACCGGCAGGCGGCCUCCCAGGGCAGGGUCCUGGCUAGUGUGUGGGCAGCAGGAGGGGCAUAGCCCUGAGCUCUCCUCCAGGGAGCAGGGGGCAGGAAUUGGGACGUGUUGGGUUAUAUGUUUUUUGAAGCUUCAAUUAUGAUUUUUAAACAAUAAAAAGUUCUCCAAA